Messenger RNA from Emys orbicularis (European pond turtle), 693 nucleotides. RefSeq names its product interleukin 18 (gene IL18). The transcript has 6 exons. The coding region runs from base 77 to 670 and encodes 197 amino acids. Gene Ontology annotation, biological process: cellular response to lipopolysaccharide; inflammatory response; cytokine-mediated signaling pathway. Gene Ontology annotation, molecular function: cytokine activity. The record is from RefSeq and is a predicted model, not a curated record. Lineage: Eukaryota; Metazoa; Chordata; Testudines; Emydidae.
CAGCCGGGCUGCGCUUCCCUCCCCGCCUCUCGCUGAGCAUUGCGCUCCGGACUCGGCUGCAGGAGGCAGAGUGAAGAUGAGCUGUGAAGAGAUCCGCGUGUUUGCAGUGACAUUUGGGCAAGAUUCUUACCUCUACUUUGCAGAUGAUGAAGGUCUGGAGUGCGACUACUGGAAGAAGGCAACCCACGCCCUACAGCACCAGAUCUUUCGAAACAUAUCUAAUCAGGUACUCAUGGUACGGCAAGGACCAGAGAAUGCUGUCAUGAGUGUAUUUGAGCCUAUGACAGAUCAAGAGAUGACACCUGGAUCCGGAGUGCACUUCACCAUCCACUAUUACGAAGACAACAGUUUUGAGGACGGGAUGUCCGUGGCAUUCAGCAUCCUGGUAGAAAACAAGACUUACUGUAUGUACUGCACACAUGAAGGUGGGGAAAAGACUGUUCGAUUUAGGGAAGAAGAAGUUCCCAGAGAAAUUCUGGAAAACAGCAGCGACAUCAUCUUCAUCCAAAAGUCAAUUUCACCGACAGACACACAAGCAUUCAAAUUUGAAUCUUCACUAAUGCGAGGAUACUUCUUGGCCUUUCAGAAAGGAGAGAAUUUAAGCAAACUGAUUUUAAAGCGAUGUGAUGAAGACCGUGUGGAUGAAUCCACACAUAUUAUUGUCCCCUAAAUAAACUGAUUUGAUAACGUAUC